AUGCCGCGAAACCCUGCGGCGAAGAAGCACCAGCACAAUAACCGCCAUGAGAACGGUCUUGUAGGCCCCGGCAAACGUGUCACCAAACAGAAAUCGAAUGGUCAUCUCAAUGGCACCGCGAAGGGCCCUGCCCCAACCGAACCUGCUCCCCAGUCCAGCCCGACCGACAACUCUGCGAGCGCAAUAGCCAACGAUCGAUCUCCCGCAGCUACCUCUGAAUCGCAGCAGGACACGUCCAAAGGCUCCCUCAAUUCUCAACCGGCGGCCGGCGAGUCCGACUUGAGCGCUGCCAAAGAGAAGGAUACCAAGUGGGAGACGAAUGGAUCGGCCAUGUUACAUCAAAGACGAGGCGAUAUGCUGUCUUCCCGAUCCAAGUCCGCUCAGGACAUCAGCGCCUUUCAUCUGGCCUCGACAAUUCUGCGCUCCCGCCCGGCCUGCGAUACUGUCUCUCUGCUGAUCGUCCUCCUCGCGCUGCCGUCGAUGGUGUUGACCAUUGUCCAGGCUUUAUUCGCGUCUUUGACUCUGAUGCCAGGAGGUGGUGCCCCGGCUUCGCUAAUAUCCUUGCUCGACAUCUUUCAAGGCUCGGCCGGUGUUCCCAACUUCAGCACUACUGCUAUCGUUGACACAAUCUGCUUCGGACUGUGGGUCGGACUUUGGACGUGGGCUCAAAAUUUCGCGCUCGACCUGGCUCAGAUACAAAUCGCGAUUACGCUUGGAAAUGGCAGUUCUGGCAAGAACAGCAGAGUCAAUACAUUCUGUGUGGCAGGGGUGCUACUGCUGCACCUGGCGCGGAGUCGAGAUGUUCGUCGAUUUCUCUAUUCGAAUCUAGUGCCUAUCGACCUCCUCUCCCAGACCGGACUGAUGGACUAUCUAAAAUUUCUACCUUCGGACCACGAUUUCGGCGACAGUCCCGGCCCACCGUCAUAUUUUAGGAGUCUAUUCGCCAUACACAUAAUCGCGCAAGGUGUCAUGGCGAGCUUCCGACGUUAUAUAUCCUCAUACACCACAGGAACAGCCAAAUCGAAACGCAUAGAUACUGAAGCCUCAGCGGGAUCAGUGUCGGAUGCUUCGGUGCUGGAUGGCUCCGCCCCUACGGCUGUCUCGUCGUCUGUCGAUUACCAGCCGCCCCCAACGCCUGGAUUCAAAGACGGCAAAGAUAGCAAAGGCAUGAGCGCGAAGAAGCGCAGGCGUCAAGCAAACCACGUCAGAAGCAAACAACCGUUUUGGGCUGCUCUAGCCAGCACCAAAGUCCACGUCUUACGAGAAGUCGAGCACAAUAAGGCUCUCCCAAGCGUUGGGAAUAAGGAAGGGAGCCCUUUCGAAGCAUCUCACCAGGACCUCGUUUGGAUCAUCAAUGUGGAACCUUCAUCGAUCUCAUUUGAAGCAACCUACAUCUACGAAUCGGAGCAAACACAAAAACCUCCCCAGGGAGCAGAUUGCAGGCCGUUCUACGUCCGCAUCAAUGGCGCCAAGUGGCACGCGGUAUCCCUCGAGCCGCUCGAAAAUUCUUCCCACAAUGACGGCGCUGGUGCUCAGUGGGCGGGUACGAUUUCUGGGCUUGCGCCCAAUUGCACCUACACCUGUACAUUCAUUAGCUGCGAGGGAGAUGAAGGCUUUGCAUCCAUCAUGGUCAAGACGCCGAUGCUGUUGGAUAAAGAUGUGCCCGCCUCAAUGGCCCCGGCGUCAGUCCGCCAAUCUUCAACGCCAUCUUCACCUACCACCACCCUGAAAAACUCCAUCUCGACCGCGGAAGCCAAGUUGAAUGAAGCUCGCAAUCGACUCACCAAAGUUCGACGUCAGCACAGAACCGCACUGGUCAAGGUGGAAAAGGAGGUUGAUACCUUUAACACUCGACUGAAAACCGCCAGUGACGACACAAAGCAAAAGCAGAAAUUGUUGCAGGCUGAACGAAAUAUCCGACAGACCGAGGAUGCAACCCAAGAGCUCGACGCCGCGCUCGAAAACCUGGUUUCUACGCCUGAUGAUGAGAGUGAAGACCACGCCGCCGCCAAAGAAACCCACGAUGAACAGCAGAAACUCCUCUCUGAAGCCAACGAUGCUCUGGCAAAGGCACGUUCAGCUGCGCAUGAUGACAAGGCUUGCGUCAACCAAGAAUUGAACACAAUUGUUACGCGAAAAGAACGUCUUACUGCCCGCAACUCUAAGCUGACCGAGCAGCACGAUAGGAUCACUCAAGCCAAUGCCCAAGGACUGAAUGAGAAGGAGAGAAGAGCUGCAGAGUCAAAUGCCAAGGGAGCCGAGCAACAGAAACGUGAGGCCGAGCUCAGUCAAGAGAUCUAUAAUCUGGACAGGGACCUGAGGAGUGCGAGGCUGCGGUGGGAGACCAAUCUGCGCGACCUUGAUAUCUUGGAGAAACAAGAGAUGGCUCAAAGACAAAUGAUGCUCAGCAACAGUGGUCCUCUCACACCAGAAGGCGAAUUACCUGGCACUCGUCCUCCCCCGCAGCACGCCCGUCCGUUUGCGUUUGGGAGCUUCCAAGCAUUUCCCAACAGCCCCGUCAUCCCCGAAGUCCAAGGAUCCCCUUUCGCUGCAUAUGCCAAGACGCUGCCUUCAGGUGACCAACGACGACCGAGAUCGGAUACCAAUCGUUCUGCUGGUGGAAUUAGCAAUUUCUCUGCCGACUUUGAAGAUGCCGACCCGAUCCCGCCGAUGCCUACCACCACCGAGUACGAGAUGAAUGGUCGUAAAGGAAGUGGCAGCAGUAGGGGCAAGAACAAUGGCAGUCCAGCAGCAGCGGGGGUCAUUGGUGGCGCAUUGCGUAGUCCGCAAAGAGGGAGCUACAGUCCAGGGCAUAUUCCGGGUUCAACUACGUGGUAG
This is a messenger RNA of Fonsecaea multimorphosa CBS 102226, 2838 nucleotides long. RefSeq lists its product as uncharacterized. The coding region runs from base 1 to 2838 and encodes 945 amino acids. Lineage: Eukaryota; Fungi; Ascomycota; Eurotiomycetes; Chaetothyriales; Herpotrichiellaceae. The record is from RefSeq and is a predicted model, not a curated record. The transcript has a single exon.